Molecule: messenger RNA, 3505 nt
Organism: Gadus morhua (Atlantic cod)
Lineage: Eukaryota; Metazoa; Chordata; Actinopteri; Gadiformes; Gadidae
Gene: cyb5r4
Product: cytochrome b5 reductase 4
Exons: 17
Coding region: 57-1985 (642 amino acids)
Biological process (GO): superoxide metabolic process
Cellular component (GO): cytoplasm; endoplasmic reticulum
Molecular function (GO): cytochrome-b5 reductase activity, acting on NAD(P)H; heme binding
Source: RefSeq, a predicted model, not a curated record
GUUACCACUCGGGCAUGCUAUGAAACACACUCAGUUUAAACAACAAACGCUAUGCAAUGUGUCGUGGUAGAUUAUUGCAUAUUCGUCUGUUUCAGGCUUCCUCCCACUUGUGGGACUGUCAUCACUUCCCGAUGCUUUACACCAAUAGGCCAAAUUAUGACGACACCGAUUCUGACGACGAGGAAGAGGAGGAUGAACGUGAGGAAAGAUGGAAUUAUGUUUCAUCUGCAGCACACUCUUUCACUUAUAUCAUGACAGAUAUCUUUCGACGUUUGGGAUCCUUCCGGAUAGUCAAGAUGCUGAACGUCCCGACCCAGUCGUUCCCGGCGGCGGGGUCCCAGCAGCGGGUGGCCCCGGCAGGACAGUCCGGGAGGAACAAGGUGGCCUUGAAGCCGGGUCACAGUCUGAUGGACUGGAUCCGUUUUGCCAAGAGUGGGCGAGACCACACGGGGCUGAGAGGCCGCUUGAUUGAGGUCACUGAGGAGGAACUGAAGAAACACGGCAGAAGAGACGACUGCUGGACGUGCAUACGAGGCAUGGUGUACAAUGUGACGCCCUACAUGGACUACCAUCCAGGGGGGGAAGAGGAGCUGAUGAAGGCGGCAGGGAAAGACGGCACUGAACUGUUUGAUCAGGUCCAUCGGUGGGUUAAUUAUGAAUCUAUGCUGAAAGAGUGCCUAGUGGGCAGGAUGGCCGUCAAACCGCUGGCUGUCAAAGCUCUGUCUCAGAAGAAGGUCAUCAGCUCCAACCUGAAUGGUCUCACUCCUCCUCUUCCUCCACCACCACUGAUGGCCUCCCCCACCUCUCCAUCUUCUAUGAUGCUGCGCCCGACCGGAUUUGCCCCUCCUUCAGAGAAGGAUUCUCGACCACGGUUCGACUGGUUCCAAACAGACUCGACUGUUAAUAUUGUUGUUUAUACCAAGAGAAAGAUCCCCCGCUCAGGCUGUGCCACCAUCGACCUGCAGGGCGGCGUCUUGCGACUGGAGGCCCUGCUGGGAAACAUGUCCUACAUGCUUCAUCUACGCCUAACUGAAGAGGUAGAGGGGAGUGUUGAAGUCCAGACAGCAGGGUCUGUCGGGAAAAUCCAGCUGAGCAUACCCAAGCAGGCCAAGGGGAAGUGGGCCAGUGUGGGUCAACCUCUAGAGUUUCAUAACAGCUUCCUGCGUCAGAAAGACAGAGCACUCCACUAUAGGGAUUGCGUGUUGGUGUCAAAGACGGAGGUCAACCACAACACCUCGGUGUUCCGGCUGCAGCUGGGCUGUGGGUCGGUCAUGCACGUGCCUGUUGGGAAGCAUGUCUACCUCAAAACCCAGGUCCAAGAUGCUGAGGUGGUGAAGCCAUACACGCCAGUGGAGCAGUCCCUGAUCCCGGUGGUCCCGGUGGACCCGGUGGACCCGGUGGACCCGGUGGUCCCGGUGGACCCGGUGGACCCAGCCUCCCAAGACCAGACCCACGGCUCAGACCUCUUCCUCAUGAUCAAGGUCUACCCUGACGGACUCUUCACCCCGCAACUCGACACCCUGCACAUCGGUGACCAUCUGAUGGUCAGCGGUCCGGAGGGUCCCUUCAGUCUCCGCCCCCUCCGUGAUGUCACCCACCUCUACCUAUUAGCCGCUGGCACCGGGUUCACGCCCAUGGCCCGGCUCAUCCAACUGUCCCUGCAGGACCUAGGAAGCAUCAAGAGCACCAAGCUGCUCCUCUUCAACCGCCAGGAGAAGGACAUCACGUGGCGCAGUCAGAUGGAUGAACUAGCAGCUACAGAUCAGAGGUUCCAGGUGGAGUACGUGCUGUCUGAGCCGGGCGACGGCUGGCCGGGCCAGAAGGGGCGAGUGGAACAGUCCAUGCUGCGGGACUUCCUGAGCCGACCAGAGGGCUCCAGGGUAUACGUGUGCGUGUGUGGACCCAGCGCCUUUACAGAGCUCACAGAGGAGUUGGUGAGGCAGCAGGGCUUCAGCCAAGAGGAGGUCCACACCUUCCAGGGCUGAUCCACCGCCACUACUCCACCUCACGUUGUGCAGACACACACUUUAACCGGUUCUUGUACAUAACACAGAGGAUCAACUUUUAACCAGAUGAAUGGAAGGACACAACGGUUUUCUAUGCACUCAACUUAACGGAGAGCGGGUGGAAAUAUGCAAGGAAUAGGUAUCAGGGGGCGCGCGGGCAGCGGGCAGGCGGGCGGGCGUCUGCCAGGCGGGCGUCUGCCAGGCAGGGUCCCCUGGCAGCAGGACUUCCCGGGCCUUUCACCUCUCCACGAUUUAAUCAAACUGGAGACACUGGGUUUUCAAGUUUCCAGCCCUGGGAGGUGUUCCGAAUCUUAAAUGAACAACAUAGUUCAAGACUGUCCUCCCUGGUGUUAUGCCUGGUGGCACAUGCAUACAGGUCCUCCAACGCGAUGGACGGCCGACCGCCCAUUGGGCCAUUCGAUUCUCAGGGUACCAGGAUUAAGCGGCAGCUCCCUGAUCCUCCUCCUCCUCCUCCUCCUUCAACUAUACUGGGUGCUGGUUGAUGGGAUAGGUACUGUAGCUCAACAUCGCAUCGAUUCUCUCCACAUUCACGUUUCAUGCAAAUAUCCACUAAGUUACUAUGCUAGUACAUGUUUAUUUGCUGUUGCAGCUACUGCAAAUAGAAGUUGGGUUAUUGAGGUUUCCCUUUGAGAUGUAAUCACGUGUAAUUAGCAGAGGAAGGGCGGAAUAAUCCAGAGAACAAACACACUGGCUAAUGAAAGAGAAAUGCCUGUCUUUUUUUGAUUCUCUCGGAAAAGAAAGUCGUUGACAGGAUUUUAUGAAUUAAGAAUGAACUGUAUUUCAGAUGUGCGUAUUAUUUCCCUAUUGUUGGCGGCUUUGAGUAAGGAUUUUAAGAAUAGUUCAUGGUCAUUACCACGACUCUUGCCAUGAGUGUCAAAGGCAAUACAUGCAAGCACAUAUGUACCACAUAUGCUUUUGUUCCAUCCUCCUUUAACAUAUUGUUACGUACUUUGCCAAAUGACAUAACAGGUUUUAAAAUGAGCAAUGUAUAGUUUCUCUGAACUGUUCAAUUCACGUAAAAUGAUAAAAUGUUUAAACCAGACCAGAACAAUCUUAUUCUUCCCCAAACCAAAGUCAAAACCCAUUACUGCCUCUGCAAUGAGCGUUUCCAAAGCCACUGUCUUUUUCAGCUAAGCAUUGGAACGGUUCUGUUGCUAUGGGGAUUGCCUUUGACAUGCAGUGCUGUGGUCGUUUACUGUUGUUAUUUUCUAUAUAUUGUGGCCAUUCUCUUCUAUGGCACAAGAUAGAAAUGUUCCAUAUUUAUCCUGAAUGAGUUGCAAUACAGUUUUUAGGAUGUGUGAAAGUGCGUGGUAUAUGACAUGUAUAAGCAUUUUAUUUAAUACUGUAUUUUCUGUAGGAAAGGCAGGGGUAAUAUGUUGUCCCCUUAUUGCCUGUAUCUCUUCCACGUGAAAACCAUUGUACAUUUGAGCAAUCCCACAGCAGAAUAAUAAUAACACCGGAGUUGUGUCUAAAAACCA